Polychytrium aggregatum is the source of this 1747-nucleotide messenger RNA. RefSeq lists its product as uncharacterized. The record is from RefSeq and is a predicted model, not a curated record. Bases 148 to 1662 code for a protein of 504 amino acids. Lineage: Eukaryota; Fungi; Chytridiomycota; Chytridiomycetes; Polychytriales. The transcript is spliced from 8 exons.
CUUUCUCGCCCGUCUGAUUGUGCCCGACCUCACCAAGGAUCAUCGCCGCGGCCGUCCUGUUCCUCCUCUGACCGACAGCCUCGCCUCCCAGCCUUCUUCUCUCGCGCAUUUCCUGGCCUCGGCACCUCUGCACCACCACCGACGGCCAUGGCAGACAUUGCCCUUAUCCUGACCUCGGUCAUAUUUGCACUCCUCGUCCUCGUGGGGGCCUUCUACUUCCUGGUCUACUUCCAGCACCCCGAGGACAAAUGGACAGCCUGGUUUCCAAAAGUCGUCGUGAUUCUCGGGAUAUCGCUCUCGGCCUACAACCUGUUUCUGCUGCCAUUCGAUGUCGGGAACCAAAGCGGCGAGUUCACAACCACAGGAAUCCCCAUGGGCCCGAUUGCGAGCGGAUUCUACAUCACUUCGGUGGCGAUCGUGCUCGUCGCCGUGCCGUUCACGGUCUACUUUUAUGAAGGAGUCGAUGACAGUGACGAGUCGGAUGAAAAAAGCUCCUCCAACUCUCAGCUCGGCUAUGCCCUCAAAUGGCUCCUCCCGACGCUGAUCUUCAUCGCGGCCAUCAUAUUUGUCAUGUACUGGUUCAUUCCCGGCAUCGCCGAUGUUCCGGCCGUGCGAGUUACGGGCACACUUACUCCGUUCGACACCACCGGCCAGAUCCCAGGCUCGGUCCCGGACUACAUGAGGAAUCUCUGCACGGCCACGACGUGCAUUUCCCAGCCCGGGGUGUACCACGCCGGCAUCUCUCCCUUUGUCUACAUCGUGGCGGUGGUGUCGCUUGUGGGAUGGAUCAUCUUUUCGAUCUUUGGAGGAGUCGGCAUCGUCUCCUUCCCAUUUGACCUGAUCAUGGGCUGGGUCUAUCGCCCCAAGCACAUCAGUGCCACAGAAUACGCCGAGCGCAAGAAAAUGAUUGGUGAGCAGUCGCAGAUCCUCAUGGAGGCCGGAAAGACGCUCCAGGAAGAGCUCAAGGAGGCCUCGCGCAAUGGCAAAUCGAACCGCAUGAUGCGCCGUCUCAGACUCAAGGAAAACGAGUUCCGCAAGGAUGUUCUCAUCCUCGAGUACCACUACCGACGGCUCGAGGAUUGCUACAAGCGACAAGGCGGUAAUCUGCUGCUUCAGAUCCUGAAGCUGGUCGCUGGCUUGAUCAGCAUCGUCCUCUCGGUCGUGUGGAUCAUUCAAGUGUCGAUCUACCAGCUUCCAAAGAUCCUCGGCACCCUGCCGAUCUCAGCGUUCCUGAACGACUUUCUCGAGAACGUGUCGCCCAUCCCAUUUAUCGGCACAAGCUUCUAUGCCGUCUUUGCAUUCUACAUCCUGGUGUGUGUCAUCAAGGGCGUCGAGAAGCUUGGCAUGCGAAUCCUCAUCAUCUCCAUACAUCCACUGCGCUUUGGCGAGACCAUGAUGAACUCGCUGGUCUUCAACACGGGCAUCGUGCUGCUCUGCUCGCUCUCGGUCGCUCAGUUUUGCUCCCAGAACUUUGACAAGUACGGACGAUACACGACGGUGUCAGCCGUCUUUGGAUCUCAGCUCGCUUACUUUCGCGGAAUCCACUAUGGAUACGACGCCUCGCCGUUCAUCCUGCUGGGCUUUGUGGUCUUGACCUUCCUCUACACGCUGUACCGCCCCUACAAGAAGCAGCGAGAGAAUGUUCUCGACUUCAAGUGGUAGCUUCUGUUGAGGAUGCCGUUGCUGUGAGGAGGGGAACGAAGGGCGGGAGGGGCAACCUGGAGAAAAGUAGUGGCGGUGGUGCAGG